CGAAAACAGCCAUAAAAGAAAGCGAGCUCGCAGUCGCAGCGGGUCGACCGGGAGAAGAGAAGAAGAGCUACUCCUGCUCCCACACUCCCAGCCGAGCUCACGCACGCACACGCGCACACGCGCGAGCAGGAGCUCCGGCAAGAUCCAAAAUUGUCCCAAGCCCGCGCGCGUCGGGGCCGGGCGCAAAGGGAUCAUCGGAUGGCGGUGUUCGCAGGGGCACGGGCACGGCCGCUGCUGGUGCUGGGCGCCCUGCUGCUGUCUGCGCUCCUGGUGCUCACGGUCACGGCCGCCGACAGCCAGAACAACCCUGCCGACCAGCUCGUUGCACUGAUCAACAGCAACCGUACCGCCAGCAAGUCCGCUUCCGUUUCUGACAACCAAGGCUUGGGAUGCAUCGCUCUGCAGUACAUCAAAGCGUACGAAGGUCACUGUGACCAGGUGGACGACAAGAAGCCGAUGGAGUCGAGUUUCACGGACACGUUCGCCCCGACCUGUGGCGUCCAGGCCGCGACUCUUUCCAGGAUCACCGGCAGGCUUGUGGCCUGCCAGUCCAAGUACGCGACCCCAGCCGAGGCCCUCGGCAUCCUGGUGAACGGCGCCAAGAAGGGCCUUCAAACGUUGCACGGCAAGAACCACACGGAGGUCGGGGCGGCCGUGAGCGGCACCGACGGUGGUGGACCUUACUUCUGGUGCGUCCUGUUCAGUGACGGCAAGCCUGCUGCCAGCUUCGAGGUGGUGGAUGGCGAAGUGCCCAAGGCGGCCAUCCACCCGGGGUGCUUCAGCGGCAGCAAUGACGACUGCAUGGGGCCGGCGAAUGGCGGCGGUGCCGUUUCGACCAACGCUGGUGCGUCGAGGCUUGUGGCGGCCCUUCUUUUGGCUGUAGCAUGUGCCUUUACUUUGUGAUCGAGCUUGUAAGUAGGUUGAAUUGUGAUGUUUUCCACCGUGAUUUUACUUUGCGAGAUGGAGCUGAACGCCAUCUCCUGUUUGCAGUGGCACGCCAUUCUUUUGCUUCUUUGAGCAUAUGAAUAAUGUAUGCAAGGAUUUAUAGAUCAUUGUUCAGCACUUGAGACUGUCUGUUACCUGUUCAGAGAGUUCAUCGUAGUAAUUUUGUGCACUCUUUUUGGAAGUUUGAUGUGACUGUAAGAGCUAUUUGAGCAAAGCUGAUCGUUCCUGA
This is a messenger RNA of Zea mays, 1174 nucleotides long. RefSeq names its product ferredoxin-related. Lineage: Eukaryota; Viridiplantae; Streptophyta; Magnoliopsida; Poales; Poaceae. The record is from RefSeq and is marked validated.